Anneissia japonica is the source of this 1345-nucleotide messenger RNA. Its product is annotated as putative neutral sphingomyelinase. Bases 92 to 1318 code for a protein of 408 amino acids. The record is from RefSeq and is a predicted model, not a curated record. Gene Ontology annotation, cellular component: cytoplasm. The transcript has 7 exons. Gene Ontology annotation, molecular function: sphingomyelin phosphodiesterase activity. Lineage: Eukaryota; Metazoa; Echinodermata; Crinoidea; Comatulida; Comatulidae.
GUCGUUUAAAUAGAAAACGUAUGGGCCUAGAGGUCAAGGUAAGUUUUCAAAAAGGAAAGGUCGUACUAAAGAUCAGCAAAAACACUGCAAAAUGAGUGGGAAACACACUACAUUGCAAGUUUUAACGUUAAAUUGUUGGGGUGUUCCAUACCUUUCCAAGGAUAAGGAAAUACGGUUCAAGAAGAUUAUACAAGAAUUGGCAAAAGGGGAAUAUGAUAUAGUGGCACUGCAAGAGGUGUUUACGAACAGUGAUAUUAAGGACUUACAAGAGGGAUUAAAGAAAGUGUUACCUUAUUCGCAUUAUUUCUACAGUGGCUUUAUAGGCAGUGGGGUUUGUAUUUUUUCUAAAGGACCAAUCCUUGACACAGCGCAAAAGGCAUUUUCUCUAAACGCAUUUCCACACAAGAUCCGUCACUGUGAUUGGUACGCCAAGAAACUGGUUGGAUUAUGCCAAGUGGAAAUAGAUGGUCUGAAGAUCAAUGUUUACACUACACAUAUGACAGCAAUGUACGGACCAUCUCAUGAUGAGAGUUUCAUUGACCAGGACGAGUACUACGCACAUCGUCUCGUCCAGUCCUAUGAACUGAGUAGCUUUGUCCGACAGACUUGUCAGUCAAGUGAUGUUAACUUGGUCAUGGGGGAUUUCAACUCGGAGAAGAGCUCCCUUUGUAUGCAGAUUAUCUUAAAAAAUGCAAACUUGAGAGAUGCCUGGGAAGAGAGACCAAACAAGGAGGAUGGUAAUAUAGGCACCACAUGUGACAAACCUAAUAACGUAUAUACCCAUGUGAAAAAGAAACCGGAAGAAAUUACUGAAGGUAUACGGAUAGACUACAUCCUGUACAAUGGUAACGACAAAGAUGUUGUUUGCCGAGACUGCUGUUUGACCAUGGGACAGAUUCCAGGAUUUGACAUAUUUUACUCGGAUCAUGAAGGUGUUAGAGCAACACUAGACAUUGUCUCUAAAGAUGAAUCUGAUGCCGGAGAAUUACCAGCAAAGGGCAUAGAGCUGCAAACAGUUUUAAACAAGGUGUCUGGAGUCCUAGAGAAGGCCAAGUUAGAAAAUAUAAAACAACAGAGUUUUUAUUGGCAAGCCAUAUUACUCUUAGUUGUAAUGUACAUAUUAAAGGCUUUGAUUAUUGGUGCCCUAACUUUUGUUGUAGAUUUGAUUUUCACGGUUGCAACGAUACUAUUUAUGUGGGGGUUGUUCUGGACAGCGGUGGUUGAGAAGCGUUUUGAAUUUUGGGGCUUGACAGCGACUGCAGAGGACGUCAAAACCAGAAUGAAAUUUGUUCAGCGUGUUUAUCAGGCUUUUAAAUGAUUUUGGAAUCUGGACAAAAUCAUGAUU